AGCGCGAAUAACUGGCUGAGUCGAAUUUGAUUUAUGCUUCCUCAGGUUGCAUAGCAGCAAGUAACAACAGUCCUCUUUUCUUUAGCAUUUUAUUUUACAAUAUUAGAGGAAUUUAUAAUAGAUCAAGGCAAAUGCUUAAAGUAAUCCAUAAAGACAGUAACUGGCUUAUUGUCAACAAACCUUAUGAUAUGCGAAUACAAAGCUAUAAUUCAACUGAUCCUUCAGUUGAAAGCAUAUUACAAGAAAAAUAUCCAGAUAUUCCCAAGUUUCGUAACGUACAUCAACUUGAUUAUGCAACAUCGGGUGUUUAUGUCUUGGCAUUAACUAAAGGUGCAGCAGCAUUGGCAGCAAAGCAAUUUCAGCAAAGGCUCGUUAAAAAGACAUAUCUUGCUCUAGUCAAUGGGCAUAUGUCGAAUGAUGUGUACAUGGUAGAUCAGCCUAUUGAAGAUGAUCCAGAUCAUGACUUUAGAAUGAGAACAUCACCUACAGGUAGACCAGCAGAAACACACAUACAUGUGCUACAACGAGGAUAUUAUAAUUAUAAUGAAGACAAGACAGGCAUGGAAAAACGGAUACCUGUGACUAAGGUUCGCCUUCAUCCCAUUUCUGGGAGAAGGCAUCAACUCAGACUGCAUCUCAAGUAUCUUGGGCAUCCCAUUAUUGGCGACUAUAACUAUGAAACGGAGUACACAGAUACAUUUCGUAUGAUGCUGCACGCACAUAGCAUUCGCUUCAAUACAGGGGGUCAAAUAAGCGAGUUUAUUGCCAAAGAUCCCUUUGAAAGUCUCAUAGAUUCAUAAACUAUUUUUAGAAAGAAAAAUGGGCUUAGCAACAUGUCAAUUCUAUAUUUAAAUCAAGGCUGAAAGGUCU
Molecule: messenger RNA, 870 nt
Organism: Rhizopus microsporus ATCC 52813
Lineage: Eukaryota; Fungi; Mucoromycota; Mucoromycetes; Mucorales; Rhizopodaceae
Product: pseudouridine synthase
Exons: 3
Coding region: 132-800 (222 amino acids)
Biological process (GO): pseudouridine synthesis
Molecular function (GO): RNA binding; pseudouridine synthase activity
Source: RefSeq, a predicted model, not a curated record